AUUAGUACGCAAUUUCGCAUUCGAGUCAUUUUAACUAUCUGGGUCAGAAGUUGUAUUUUGGUGUUUGAUUAUUUCUUUUGUAUUCGGAGCAAAUCCGGCUCAACACUGAAUCAGGAAACCUUCUAUUUUCAAAUAGCCAAGCGUAAAUAGUCAGGAUAUAUAUCGCGCAAUCUAAAUUACAACAGUAAAUAGACCGAUCUUAAGUUGCCGUUUAAAUCUGAUCAGAUAUGAGGCUGACUAAUAAAUAAACACAUUCUCGGAUAUUCCACACUUAUCACUAACACACGUGAAGUAACAUUAUUAACAAUUUUGUAACUUGAUGCAAAUAGUAGAUUCUUUUGAUUGAUAUCGAUCAUCAGCAUAUUCCUUAAAGAUGCUCACCAAAGCCACAAGUAAACCAGAAUGCGAGUCAGCUAUGAAAGCGGAAUUGGUCGAGAACCCUGAGAAUUUCGAAAAUACAGAGAUAAACCCCAGCAAGGAAUUUUUUUCAUUGUGCAAGCUAUCAUAUACAUUUUCCAGAGAGGGAAAAACAUUUGACAAGAAGCAAGCCAGAACACUAGAAACGAAGAUGCAUAAAUUGUACUAUAAGGUAUUGAACUCAGGAAAUGCAGAAAUAGAUAAUAUUGUAACUCUUGCACAAAUGUACUAUAAUGUAAGUGAAGUUUAUGUUGAAUCAAAUGGCAAAGAGAAACAACAAAUAGCUACGAACAGUAUUCUACGUUCUUUAAAUUUGAUAAAAGAUAAAGAGCUGAAUCGCAAGACUAUCUUACUGGCUUUAGACGUAUAUAAUCUUUUAGGUUAUAUUUAUCAUAAACAGAAGAAAACAGAGAAAGCUAUACAAGCGUUUGAUAAAGUUGUGGAAUUAUAUUUGAUGUAUAUAAAAGGGAAGGACAAAUAUGGUACUCCUCUCGAUCUUGAAAACAUUUUUUUUAAGUCACUUGAAAAACUAAAUAGUUAUGUGAAACUAGCAAAAACAUAUUUAGCUGUUUUACGUACCUUAGUAAGAAUGCAUUCUACUAUAGGGACGAUGAAUAAAUUCAUUAUAUGCAGUCAUAUGCUUUUAGCUGCUGAAUUCAAUAAAUCAUUAACAGUUGAAGAAUAUAUUAAUUGGAUGAAAACAGCAAUGUUAUUAUCUGAUCUUUUCUUAAUGUCCAGGCGCUUCACAGAAGCUAGAAAUCAUCUUAUUGUUGCAAGUUUUGUGAAGAGACAUUUUAUCGAUGUGAAAUAUUAUAAUAUCUGCCAGAAGCUUGAAUUAUCCUUGGAAGAACCUGUCUCGCGUGAACAGCAUAUAAUCGCGUCUACAUUGGUUGCGGUACAUUGGGUUAAGUAUGGAAUUGCGCUUUUGGAUACGUCCGCGACACAGUUGCAAUUGUUGGAAAAAAACCCUACAUAUGAGAGAAGCUCCUUAGAAUCGAAAUAUCCAACGAAAUCUCAGAAGCAUGCACCGCAGAAAUUACUAUUACUUACCGAAAUACAAGAAGAGUUUUCAAUUACAGAUGAGUACGCGCCCUUCAAGGAUAAAUAUCUCUCAGACUAUAAUGCUGCUAAAGAAGUGUUCUUAUACGUUAUAAAGAUACUUAGCGAUAUGACUGCGCAUUAUUGCCUUAGUAAGGACAUGAAGCUGUGUGCGACGAUUGCUUUAUGCACUUCUAAUGCAUACAAAUAUAUGGCAUGCUAUGAACAGGACUUAACUAGCCAGGACAUACUACAAAGUCGACGAAGAGACAUUUUAUUGGAAGCUAUAAACAUAAUAUUUAGUAAUAAUAAUAAUAGUAAUGAUAAUAAUAAUAAUAAUCGUAACGAAUUGAGACAUUUACGGCUUCAACUGGCAAUUGCAUAUUCUUCUCUGAUAAACAUAAAAUUGGAAAAUUUGGAAACAAUUAAUGUACAGAAUACGGAACAAAGAUAUAACAUAAUUAUUGAUGAAAUUAAUGAUCUAGUGAAGGCAGGCUUAGUGAAUUUACAAAUAUAUAUGUGCCAUGAAUAAGUAGUUACAAUAGAUAAAUUUAAAUUUAGUGGUAAGCCAAUUUCUUUAUAUUUUUCGCUGUUACGUAACAAUUGAGGAAAUAGAAAAUAAGAUUAUCAUACAUAUAAAAUUAAAUUGUAGAAGAAGAAAUGUUUGCAAAAGUAGUUGAAUAUUUUUUGCUCAUCUUAUUUGGGUGUAUAUUGAAUAUAUCAAAAUUACAUUAGUACUUAAAGUUUAAAGAAAUGUUUUUACAAGAUAUUGUCCUUAAAUGUUUUAUAUUUCUACUUAUUUCUACUUAUUUAAUACUUUUUACAGACAUUUGAAAGUCUCACUUCAAAAUUUUGUGACUUUUUCUGUGUCAAAUAAUUUAUUCCUGAAAUAGUUUACUUCAAAUUUGUUACAGAAUACUUAUGAAAUUAUUAAAAAGAUAUGCUUUUGUAGUUCGAUCAAAAUUUUAUAAACAUUUAAAAGAUAUUUUAAAUAUGUAUAUACUAUCGUGUUUUUCUUUUAGAUAAGAAUAUUGCAGAACUAAUGUAUAUAUAUAUAUAUAUAUGUAAUCAUUGAUAGGAAUCUGUCAUACAUUAAAAUAUACAUUAAAGACUAUUCAAGAUUUCUUCGUAUUGCUUCGAUUUUCUCAAAUCUAUUCUUUUUAAUUUGCUGUUAUAACUAUUAAUUAGCGUUUUGUUCGCAUUAUUUGCUUCUUUUGUAAAAAAUUUGAAAUUGUGAGU
Molecule: messenger RNA, 2694 nt
Organism: Odontomachus brunneus
Lineage: Eukaryota; Metazoa; Arthropoda; Insecta; Hymenoptera; Formicidae
Exons: 2
Coding region: 374-1987 (537 amino acids)
Molecular function (GO): protein binding
Source: RefSeq, a predicted model, not a curated record